AUGAAAUUAAAAUCAACAGUUAAAACUUAUAAAGUUAAUUCGACUGAAAAGCAUUUAAUAGAUUAUUUAGUACAUUGUCCAGAACCAAAGUUAUACGAUUGUUUGGUUAAUUUUACUGAAUGGCCAUUUGAGAAAAAUGAUGAUUUAAAUCAUUGGAACGAUUUAUUAGACAGAUUUGAAGAGAUUUUUCAAAGAUUGAUUCAAACCUAUACACCUCCAAAAUAUGUAACUUCAUUAUCAUCUUCCACCUCUUCUACGACGUUGUCUUCUUCGACAUCAUCAAACUCAUCAACAACCUCAUCAUCAUCAUCAACAACAACAACCGCCACAACCGAUCAACCGACAACACAACAAUCUCAACAUCAACAACAUGUUGUAUACUCUCCAAUACUUUUGAAACCAGACCAUAUUACAGAAGACCAAUACAAUAGAGACAAAUCAUUCUUGAUAAAUAUUUUGAAUUUUACCAAAUCACUUUUGUAUUCUUGUAAUUCAAUCAGUAUUUAUCAUUCAUCAGAGGAAUUAUUUCAAUUGUUAGCAUUUAAUGAUUUUGAAAUUGUUUGUGGAGUAUUACAAGUAUUGAAUGCAUUGUUGACCAAUCAAAAAUAUGUAAAAGAAAAUCAUACUCUUUUACAAACAUUAUUGAUUCCAAAAGUUGCCAUGUUUUCUCAAGGUUUCUCUGAGAGUCAUCUUGACCUUUUAGCAUGUUGUAGUGAAACUUUAGAGUUACCAAAAUCAAUUUUUAAUACAACAUUUGAAUUUUAUGAACCAAAACCAAAAUUUGUAAAUAAUAAUACAUCAACCACAACAACAACCACAACAACUACCUCUUCGGAUACAUUUUCAAGUAUUACAACAGCACCUGGUGGAAAGGUGGUGAUCAGUCUACACCACAUUGACAGAAACGAAGAGAAUAAUCCUUGGCAAGCGAACGCUGUUGGACGACGACUUGUUUGCAAUCUACUAUCGCUUCCAGCUGGCGCGUGCAAUGUUGUCGCCCAAGGCACGCCAAAAAUGGGUCGAGAUGCGUCUUUUGACUGUCAACCUAUUGUACCAGCCAACAUUGACGGGCGAGCAGCGUGCAUGGCAGGGGUUCCCCGAAGUGUUGGUUGA
This is a messenger RNA of Cavenderia fasciculata, 1113 nucleotides long. RefSeq lists its product as uncharacterized. NCBI's taxonomy places the organism in Eukaryota, Evosea, Eumycetozoa, Acytosteliales, Cavenderiaceae. The record is from RefSeq and is a predicted model, not a curated record. The coding region runs from base 1 to 1113 and encodes 370 amino acids. The transcript is spliced from 6 exons.